Messenger RNA from Aureobasidium musti, 876 nucleotides. NCBI's taxonomy places the organism in Eukaryota, Fungi, Ascomycota, Dothideomycetes, Dothideales, Saccotheciaceae. The record is from the annotation of a GenBank genome assembly.
AUGCUGCCGUAUGACUCACACUUUGCGAUAUCAUCUACUGCUCUUUUCAACCUUGAUUCCGAUACCCACAACCUUCAAUUACCACGUCUCGAAGCUCCUACAGUCCAUUACCACACCCCUGUCACCCCAUCAAAGAUGUUUACCCUGCAGGCUCAACCUUCGUCCGGCCUAUUGGUACGCUAUCCAUACAUCAGCGCGAGUUACAACGACAAAACAACCUCAGACGUCACCCUCUGCUUUGGCGACAACGAAAAACUCCAUGCGCAUAAAGUCCUCUUACAAGGCGCCUCCGGCGUCUUCAACAGAGCCUUCAACAGCCUACUGCCAGUCGCCACAAAAACCGAGUAUAAAAUUCUGGAGCACCCAAGUGCUGUCGUCUACGCCAUGGUCAAAUACAUCUACGGCUCACCUCUCGAAGCCCCACCUGGUAUGGUUGCGGUAGAAGACCAAAUCGACUACCUCUUCAACAUUUUCGCCAUCGCCAAUGAGUAUGAAAUCCCUUCUCUGGGUGAAGCAGCCACCCAACGCAUCUUCCAGAUCAUAAAGUCGUGUUAUAUCGACGCCAGUUCACAUCGCCUAGUUCCCUGCGAUCAGGUCCUACAAGGAAGAAAACAGUUUGGCUCUAUUGUGGCGAAAACAGCACAUCUGUACAUGAAUUACGAGAUUGCAGAUAAGUGUUUGAUGGAUGGUGUUAUCGAAGCUUGUUUUGAGCUUACACCUGGCUUUGUGUGGUUGGAGGAUAACAUCCAUCUUUCGGAAAUAAUUGAGGCGCUGGAUCCGUUUAGUGGACGGUUGCUGAGACAAGGUGUUUUCAGGAUGAGGAGAAAUCCUGCUGUCACGCGGCCAUUUUCUCAGCCAUGGUUUGGCCAUGUUUGA